Messenger RNA from Malurus melanocephalus (red-backed fairy wren), 939 nucleotides. RefSeq names its product coiled-coil domain containing 69 (gene CCDC69). Gene Ontology annotation, cellular component: cytoplasm; nucleus. The record is from RefSeq and is a predicted model, not a curated record. Bases 1 to 870 code for a protein of 289 amino acids. Gene Ontology annotation, molecular function: microtubule binding. The transcript is spliced from 9 exons. NCBI's taxonomy places the organism in Eukaryota, Metazoa, Chordata, Aves, Passeriformes, Maluridae.
AUGGGUGCUCAGGGCUGGAGACAGCUAAAAGCCCAACAGCAAAAAGGUCCGGCUUCCCAGGAGCUCUUGGCCUUGAAGACAGAGAAUGCCAAUGCCUCCCUGCUUCCUGAGGAUGGGAAGAAGAAGGCAGCACUGCCAGAGGAGUGGACAGACAGUGCAAGAUUCCUCCAAGGCCAGGAGGAGGAGAAGGAGCAGCUGCAGGAUGCUGGCCGGGCAGGCAUUUCCCAGGACAYUGAGAUCCAGGYGGAAAAGGAGCUGAAGGAGCAGCUUGAAACCCUGAGGAGGGAGCACACAGAGACCCUGCAAGAGCUCCAGAGAGCACACGAGCAGGAGAAGCUGCUGCUGGUGGAGUCCCACCACAGGUCCGAGGCGGCCUUACAGGAGACAAUUCARGCACUGAAUUCCCAGCUGAAAUCCUUCCAUGAGAGGAUGAAGCGGGUGGAGGAGUCACUCUUGAGAACAGACUACAAGAAGCACAUCCAGGARCACGGGAGCCCCAGCCCCUUCUGGGAGCAGGAGCUGGAGAGCCUGCACUUCGUCAUCGAGAUGAAGAAUGAGCACAUCCACAGCUUGGACAAGAAGCUGCUGYACCUGGAGACCGUGGAGGAGAGGAACCUUCUGCUGGAGGAGAAAGUGAAAACUCUCCAGCAGGAGAACGAGGACCUGCAAGUUCGCACCCAGAACCACUUGGUCAUGGCGAGGCAGCUGUCCGAGGAGCUGCAGGCUGCCCGCGGGGCGCUGGAGAAGGAGGCGCAGCUGCGGGAUCAGGCUCACCGGGACAAGGAGGAGCUGCUGUACCGUGUGCUCAACGCCGGGGACAGCCCUCCGUUCGCCAUGGCUGCCGGCGAGGUGCCCCCCAUCGCCACGUAGCACCGACAGCACCCGGGGACUGCCGGGGCUGCCCUCCAGCCCUGCGAGCCCGGGGCUGCUGUCACACGU